Molecule: messenger RNA, 1219 nt
Organism: Cajanus cajan (pigeon pea)
Lineage: Eukaryota; Viridiplantae; Streptophyta; Magnoliopsida; Fabales; Fabaceae
Product: zinc/iron-chelating domain protein
Source: RefSeq, a predicted model, not a curated record
UAAAAAGAACAUAGCAGAAAAAUUAGAGUGGUUGGGAUUUUAGAAGCAAGUAGCUUACCUUAUCAUGUCUCCCGCCAUCACCACUCUGACGCCGCCGUUAUCCCUCUCCGUCACUUCGGCGGCGCGUGGUCCACGGCAGCCGGCGAAGGUUAAGACCGAGAAAAAGCAACGGCAAUGCAGCCUCGGCUUCGGCGGCGAUAAGAAGGAAACAAAGUGGCAAUGCGUGGAGGGUUGUGGGGCAUGCUGUAAGCUUCAAAAGGGUCCUUCUUUCCCCUCUCCCGAAGAAAUUUUCGACGACCCUUCUCAUGUUCAGCUGUACAAAAGCUUGAUAGGUCCAGAUGGAUGGUGUAUUCAUUAUGAAAAGAGUACUCGGAAAUGCUCUAUUUACCCUGAGCGUCCAUAUUUUUGCCGUGUGGAGCCAGCGGUGUUUAAAUCUUUGUUUGGAGUUAAAGAGAAGAAUUUUCACAAGGAGGCCUGCAGUUUCUGCAGGGACACAAUUAAGGCUAUUUAUGGUCCCAAUUCAAAGGAGCUUAAUAAUUUCAACAGCACAAUAAGAAACUCUUCUAGUUAGAUUUUGUGGGCUUUGGAUUCUUAAAUGUUCAAGGCUUUUCACUGCCUUGCAUCUUCUCUUGGAAGGGAGGAAUUCUCUGCACAAUGCAUGUGUUUAUGCCUUUCAAGCACUGCAAAUCAGUAUCUAUUCUUAUUGAAGCACAGUCACUAUGAUGGUGUUCCUAGACCGGCACAAAAACUUCCAUUUAAAAUUAAAUAUUACUUUCUCAUGUUCCUCCUAUAUGACUAUGCUCAUGAAAUGCUUGCUUUGUUUAUCGUGGUUGAGGUCUCCUAUGCCAGGUUUUCUGCUUUUCCUCUGGUCAAACAGAAGCAGCAGCAGCAACAGCUCACUAUUCAAAGCAUCAUCUGCAGUUGAUUGCUAAACUCUGAGCACUUGGAAAUAUGAGCUUAGAUGGAUGGUUAAUAGAAUAGAAGUUGAACUGAUUUGAAUGGGCUAAUUGGAUCAUUCUAUUGCUUAAUAGCACCGUUGUCCUAGGUUCGAUAUAUCAUGGAUGCUAUGUUUUUUAUCAUGAUAGUUUAUUUAGUUUCUUUUUUUAUUUGGUACUUUAUUUUAAACAAUCUGUAUUAUCUGUACUUACAAGAAUAAUACCGAUUCAAUGAUCAUCCACUUCCUUGAAUGGAAUAUCCUGUAUAUCAUCAGAUUCAGUAA